This is a messenger RNA of Epithele typhae, 1158 nucleotides long. Its product is annotated as FAD/NAD-P-binding domain-containing protein. The record is from RefSeq and is a predicted model, not a curated record. The transcript is spliced from 2 exons. The coding region runs from base 1 to 1158 and encodes 385 amino acids. Lineage: Eukaryota; Fungi; Basidiomycota; Agaricomycetes; Polyporales; Epitheliaceae. Gene Ontology annotation, molecular function: FAD binding.
AUGUCCCCCACUCAGCCUCGCAUUGCCAUCGUCGGUGGUGGCCCCGCCGGCUUCACCGCCCUCCUCACUCUCCACAAGCGCGGCAUUCCUGCCACCCUCUACGAGCGCGAGGUCAGCGCGACGUCCCGCUCCCACCUCGGCGGCACCAUCGACCUCCACUGGAACUACGGCCAGCGCGCGUUCCGCGAGAACGGCCUCCGCGAGGUCUUCGACUCUGUCUCUCGCCCCGAAGCCGACGAAUACCACAUUGCCGGCAAAGACGGCGUGACCCUCGUCGCGAUCCCCGCCAGCCGCAAGACGAAGCCCGAGGAGUUCAACCCCGAGAUCGACCGCCCCGUCCUCCGCAAGAUCAUGAUCGACGCCGUCCCCCCCGAGUCCAUCAAGUGGGGCCACGCGCUCGCGUCCGUGCGCGCGCUCGGCGGCGGCGAGCACGAGCUCACGUUCACCAACGGCACCACCACCGUCUGCGACCUCCUCAUCGGCGCCGACGGCGGCCAGUCGCGCGUCCGCCCGCUCGUCUCCCCCGCGGAGCGCAUCUACACCGGCAUCAACGGUGCCGAGAUCUCUCUCGCGCCCGGGGUCAUCGACCGCGAGGACAUGGCCGACCUCGGGGCAGCCAUCGGCAAAGGCACGCUCUUCGCCCGCACCGGCACCGGCCGCGUCCGCACCUACCCCUGGUUCCUCGCCCCUGAGGACUGGAAGCUCCCCGAGGACCCCUCUGCGGCGCGCGCCGCGCUCCGCGAGCGGUUCGCCACCUGGUCGCCCGUGCUGCUCAAGCUUAUCGACCACGCGGACGACGCGGCGGUGUACCAGCGCGCGCUGUACAUGCUCCCGGUGGACCACACCUGGACGCACGUCGACGGAGUCACGAUCGUAGGCGACGCGGCGCACCUCAUGACGCCCUUCUCGGGCAUGGGCGGGAAUGUCGCGAUGCUCGGCGCGCUGGAGAUGGGGAUUGCGGUCGCGGAUGCGAUCAACGCGGGGGCGACGAGGGAGGAGCGGGAGGCGGCGAUUGCGGCGUGUGAGGCCAGCACGUUCAAGAAGGCGCAGAAGUGGGCGCAGAAGACGUUUGAGGGCCAGGAGAAGGCGUUCCAGGAGGGGACUCCGGGGAAGCUCAUGGACGAGAUGAACGCAAGCGCUGUCGACAAGAAUGACUAG